This is a messenger RNA of Rotaria sp. Silwood2, 297 nucleotides long. Lineage: Eukaryota; Metazoa; Rotifera; Eurotatoria; Philodinida; Philodinidae. The record is from the annotation of a GenBank genome assembly.
AUGAUAAAUGAUGAUCAACUUCAAAUUUGUCUUUAUCAUCCUCAUCAAAAUCAAUCUCAUCGAUAUACACGUCAAAUAAUUCGAAUAAAUAAUAAAACAACAUGUCGAGAAGUUUUAAUACAUUAUAUUCCGGAGCCAAAUACAGCUCGACUUGUCGAAACAUGUCUUGGAUUUGAACGAGAGAUUCCACCGGGUGAUUGUUUAUUCGAUGUAAUUACUCGCAAUCAAGCCAUUGAAGAAUUCAAAAUUGUUGUACGACGUGUACAUGGUACGUUAACUGUUCUUUGUUCUUACUGA